CAUUGCCCUCCACGUGUUUGAUUAAGUCACAAACAGAAGAGAAGAAACUGAGGAGAGAAAAAUAUAUGAUCAUAACCUAAACAAUGUUGUUGAAGACCAUAAUCACAAACCUUCAAUGGGCACCCAAUCAAGAAAAACGUACCCAACUCGUCCCCCCUCCUUCUACCUCGCCCGCUGCAUCCCCCUCUUGGUCUUCCUCUUUGUCUUCGCCUUCCUCUUCUUCUUCAACAUCGAUACCUUUGUUUACCGCACCAAGUCCAUCGCCCUCAACACCUUCACCGAACAAUCCCGCCUCCUCAUGAAGGCCGAGGGCGGUACCCUCCACCGCGACUUUGACAUCACAUGGGGAGACGGCCGCGGCAAAAUCCACAACAACGGUGGCCUCCUCACCCUCUCCCUAGACCAAAACUCAGGCUCUGGGUUUCGGUCCAGGAAGGAGUAUCUCUUCGGGAAAAUAGAAAUACAAAUCAAGCUCAUCGCGGGAAACUCUGCUGGCACCGUCACCACUUACUACUUAUCCUCGGAAGGCGAAAACCACGACGAGAUCGAUUUCGAGUUUUUAGGAAAUUCAAGUGGGGAUCCCUACACCCUUCACACCAAUGUGUAUUGCCAAGGCAAAGGAAAUAGAGAACAACAGUUUUACUUAUGGUUUGACCCCACUUUGGAUUUCCACACUUAUUCCAUCAACUGGAACCCCAAAAGGGUUCUUUUCUAUGUUGAUGGGACCCCCAUUAGGGAAUUCAAAAAUUUGGGCUCAAAUGGAAUUCCAUUUCCCAAGAACCAGCCCAUGAGGGUGUACUCGAGUUUAUGGAAUGCCGAUGAUUGGGCCACGAGGGGCGGGCUCGUGAAAACGGACUGGACGAAAGCACCCUUUACGGCUUCGUACCGGAACUAUAAAGCCGAGGCAUGCGUUAUGUCGGGCGGAUUAUCGUCUUGUGGUACUAAGUUUUCGAAUUUGAACUUAACGGAGAAUUCGUGGGUCACAGAGAAGCUAAAUUCAACGGGCUUGGAGGGAUUGAAAUGGGUGCAGAAGAACCAUAUGGUGUAUAAUUAUUGCGUGGAUAAAAUGCGGUUUCAAGAGGGACUCCCUCCGGAAUGCAAGACGUCGUCUUAGGAAAGUGAGAAAACAAAACCCACAAUGUAGUUUUUUUUUUUUUGGAAAAAAAAUAUUCAUUAAAACUCAACAAAGAAUGCAUCGAGAAAGGACGAUACCUUGAACUCAAGCACCAUUCAUGUUGGUCUAGAUUAAUUUGUUUUUAAUUUUUGUAAUUUAGUGAAUUGUAAACUUCGAUUAUUUUUUUUUUCUUUUGAAU
Rhododendron vialii is the source of this 1313-nucleotide messenger RNA. Its product is annotated as xyloglucan endotransglucosylase protein 7-like. Gene Ontology annotation, molecular function: xyloglucan:xyloglucosyl transferase activity; hydrolase activity, hydrolyzing O-glycosyl compounds. Gene Ontology annotation, biological process: xyloglucan metabolic process; cell wall biogenesis. Gene Ontology annotation, cellular component: apoplast; cell wall. The record is from RefSeq and is a predicted model, not a curated record. NCBI's taxonomy places the organism in Eukaryota, Viridiplantae, Streptophyta, Magnoliopsida, Ericales, Ericaceae. The coding region runs from base 116 to 1114 and encodes 332 amino acids. The transcript has a single exon.